UAAUUAUCUCUGUUUGUUUGAUUGAUGAGUUAUGCUGUGAUUUUGGUACAUGAUUAAUCUGCAGAAAUACUCGUAUGAAUUCAUAUUUUCAUUAAGUGCUAAAGUUAAUUGAAUGUUUUGUUAAAUAUUAUUAAUUUCAUUAUUAGUUAAAUUUGAUUAUUUCACCAUUCUUUUUUAUAACCUAGUAUUUUAGUUUGAGUCUGAUAGUAGCCAUAUAAGUAUUUAAGCUAUACUUCUAAGGAAACGAAAAGGAGAAUUCCUUUAAUGAAGCUAGAAUUGCUGUUUUGUUUUCUGCUUUAACAGAUCCUUUACCUUUUAACUUAAUAUAAGCCAGUAUUUUGAUUUGUGUUAUUUUAUUUGUAUACCAUUCAUUUUUAUGCAGAAUUCUUUAUUUUGUUGAAUUGGAAUAAUGGCAUUCAUAGCUAAAGCUAGGAAGUGUGAUCUUCAGGAAUUAGCUAGUGAGUUAGGUGAAGAGAUUGAUGGGAAUCUCACGAUUGCUAAUCUUAGAAAAUUGAUUUUAAAUUCUAACGAAUACGAGGAAGAGUUUGUAAAGGGUGUUUUAGAGGGUAUUGUGGAGAGGAGACAAGAAAAAGAAAAUUUGGAAAGACGGGAAAAAGAGAGGCAAUUUGAGUUAGAGAAAAUUAAGUUGCAAACUUCGAUUGAAACUCAAUCCCUAAUGUCAGAGAAUAAUGAAAUGAACACCAAACAUAAUUCUUCAGAGUUACAAAAGAUACUUCAGAAAUUUGAUUCCAAAAAUGAUGAUAUAAGUCUUUACUUAGUCAUAUUUGAGCGCCAAGCUAAACGAUUAAGGAUUGAUAAAACAGAUUGGGUCACCCAAUUAAUGCCACUUCUUCCAUCAGAGGUUGUUCAAAUAAUAGCAAGGGAACCUGAAGAGGAAUCUAACGUUUACGAGUACGUAAAGGAAUUACUCUUACGACGAUUUAAAUUGAGUGCAGAAACCUUUCGAUUGCGGUUUGUGCAACAUCAAAAGAGAAUGGAAAGUUCAUGGAGGGAUCUGGCCUUUGAGUUGAGAAGCUUCUUGGAGGAGUGGUUGGAUGGUGUUAACGUAAAGGAUUUCGAAUCAUUGAAGGAUCUUAUGGUUGUAGAUCAAAUUAAAAGAAGAGUUGGAAAUGAAGUUCGGGAACAUUUUGUCGACACAUGGACAAAAAUCUCGUCUUCAUCUAAGCUAGCCGAUCUCCUUGAUGAUUACGACGGAGUAAGGAGAAGCUCAAAAACUGGAUAUAUUCUUAGUUAUGGUAGGAAACGAACAAAUGGAAACUUUGAAAAGAAAAAUCCUGUUGUCCAUGACAAAAAUGCAAUGAACACUGAUUAUAAGAGACCGAAUAGUCCUCGGAAUUGGAAGCAAGAACGUUCCGAUCGGCGUCAAUGUUUUGAGUGCGGAUCAUCGCAGCAUUUACGAGCCCAAUGCCCAAAGCUAGCUGAGAAAAAGAAUUUCUCAAGGAUUAACCACGUGACAAAACGUUUGGUAGAAACGACAAGCGAGAAAAGUGGAUCGCAGAGAUUUCCAGAGAAUGUUACUGAAAAUCAGACUGAUGAAGGUAAGAUUCUCACAACACAGUUAAAGGCACCAGAAAAAGAUAUAACGCGAAUCAGCCCUCUACAGAAAAUACCGGUGAAAAUUGAAGACAAUGCAUUUGAAGGUAUCGUGGAUACAGGUGCUGAAAUCACCGUCAUCAGACAGGAUAUAAUUGAUUCUUGCUCUAAACAAGAGAAGGGCAGCAUAAAAAUUAUAUCAGCCUUUGGGGAAGAAGAGCUUGCCCCACUAGUUACUAUCAAUGUAAAAAUUAAUGAUGGGAAGCAUGGUAAUGUUCCUGUUACUUGUGUAGCAUCGAGGAAACUAGUAAGCGAUAUGCUGAUCUCCUCGACUGUAUACGAAGCAUUAUGUAAGAAAAUAGAGGUACAUACCUUACCCGUGAUAAAUAAUGACGAUUCGGAGCAACCUGUUCAUGAAGAACCAAAUCAAGAAGAAGAAAGUCCAUUGCAGGAGAAAAAAUGUUUCUUAAAAUUACAAAAAGGAGAUGGCUCUCUGAAGAUGGAAGAUGGUACGAAUAAAGAGAUCCAUGUAAACAAUAAAAUUCGACCAUACAUAGCACGACUUGAGCAAGUCGGAGUGAUAUAUGACCAAGACAAUGAAUUUAGAGAAAUAUUUCCUGCCCCAACCAAUUGCAAUCAGAAAAGCCAAAUCAAUCGUGAUAUAAGAACUCAAAUUUAUAAUCAAAAAGAGGAGUUAUCAUUACAACAAAAAGCUGAGCUGAUCCAUAUCUUAUCUAAGUACUCAGACAGUUUCAGUAAGUUUCCAGGGGAAGCUAAGGUGCCAGGACAUAACAUUAAGGUAACCGAUGACUGUGUCCCCAAGCGAUUAGCUCCAUAUCGUGUCCCAAUUGUUUUGCAAGGGGAAGUCGAACGCCAAGUUCAAGAACUUUUAGAAGCAGGACUCAUUGAACAUAGCGAGAGUGACUGGGCACAUCCCGUAGUGUGCGUUGCAAAGAAAAACGGUAGUAUCAGACUGUGCGUAGACUACUGUCAGCUGAAUAAAUAUACGAUUGCAGACGCCUAUCCAAUGAAACUGGUUACUGAAUUAUUGUAUGAAAUUGGAAAAGCUAAUUUUAUAUCCAUAUUAGAUCUCACCAAAGGAUAUUGGCAAAUUCCCAUGAAGCCGGAAGCGAAGCAUUAUACCGCUUUUAUCACUCAUUCUGGGUUGUACCAAUGGAAUGUGAUGCCCUUUGGUAUGAAAAAUGCAGGAAGCACAUUCCAAAGAAGCAUGGAUAAGAUCCUCUCAAAGCAUCGAGAGUAUUGUCGUGCAUAUAUUGAUGAUGUCGCCAUUUUCUCCAAAAGCUGGGAAGAACAUAAAAAGCAUAUUAUGGAAGUAUUUUGUACGCUUCAAGAGUCCAACCUUACCAUAAAUCUAGAGAAGUGUGAGUUUGGCAAAAAGGAAGUGAAGUUUCUUGGCCAUAUCGUCGGAUCAGGAAGGCACUCCCCAGAUCCCGAGAAAAUUGAAGCCAUAAAGAAGUUAUUGAGACCUACAAAUAAGAAAGAAGUACGUAGUUUGCUAGGACUUGCAAAUUAUUACAGGGACUAUAUCCCAAACUUUUCUUCAUUAGUAUUACCACUAACAAAUCUCACCAAGAAAAAUGUACCCAACAAAAUUCCAUGGGCCAAAGAACAAGAGCAAGCAUUCCAAAUCUUAAAAGAAGAAUUAGUCAAGAUGCCUUCAUUAUACACCCCACAACUGGAUAAACCAUUCCAGUUAUACACGGAUGCCUCAGCAACAGCCGUUGGAGCCUGUUUAGCUCAGAUAGGUGAUGAUGGGAAGGAAAAACCCAUUGCAUUUUUCAGCAAGAAAUUGACUGCAACUCAAACACGGUGGGCUACUAUCGAGAGAGAAGCCUACGCCGUACUAGAGGCCUUGAAGAAAUACGACACAUGGAUAUUUGGUGCUCGUGUUCAAGUUAUCUCUGACCACAACCCUUUGACGUAUCUCACUCAACAAACGCCUCACAGCGCAAAACUUACACGAUGGUCGUUAGCCUUACAGAGAUACGAUGUGACAAUAUCAUAUCGAAAGGGGAGUAAACAUUGCAAUGCAGACUCUCUAUCUAGGUUGCCAUUGCAGCAGUAAGAAAGAAAGGCUUUCCAGAAAUGUACAAAAACAUUUGUGCAUCUGCUUUGUUACCUUUAUCACCAAUUUUGUGCAUAUUUGAUUUUUUUAUAUAUAUAUUUGUUUGUCUUUACGUUUUGAAUUUGUGUAUGUGUUAUUUCUUUUCUUUGGGAAUUGCAUAUCAGUUGCUCUCCCACCUCUUUCCUGCUCCUUUCCUAGUUGUAGCGACAAAUACUGCUUGGAACUAUGUUUCAUUUCAGGAUCAGCCUUUUACCGUGAGAGAUGAUCAGUGAUAAGCAACCCGUCCAGUUCUCAAGACGCAGCAUUGUCUCUAAGGUGACAAUGUGCUUCUCCAAGGGGGGGCGUGUAAGACCCGCUCCUCCGCUCCCAACGACGAAGCUUGCAAGACCAGUCAGGAGGGGAAAGGUCACAUGGUAUCCGAGGGGGUGAAAACCAGGAGAGACGAACAGGAAGUGGACUAGACAGAUAAGGACGAGGAGCGAAGGUGGCAUGGUUCGCCAUGAACGAGAUGCUUGAUUCACUUUUAUGUUUUAUAUUUUAAACCGUUACUGUAAAUAUGUAAAUAAUAUAAUAAUCUAGAA
Molecule: messenger RNA, 4221 nt
Organism: Argiope bruennichi
Lineage: Eukaryota; Metazoa; Arthropoda; Arachnida; Araneae; Araneidae
Exons: 1
Coding region: 410-3640 (1076 amino acids)
Biological process (GO): proteolysis
Molecular function (GO): nucleic acid binding; zinc ion binding; aspartic-type endopeptidase activity
Source: RefSeq, a predicted model, not a curated record